This is a messenger RNA of Thermothielavioides terrestris NRRL 8126, 1272 nucleotides long. RefSeq lists its product as uncharacterized. Bases 177 to 791 code for a protein of 204 amino acids. Gene Ontology annotation, biological process: endoplasmic reticulum to Golgi vesicle-mediated transport; intracellular protein transport; Golgi organization. The record is from RefSeq and is a predicted model, not a curated record. Lineage: Eukaryota; Fungi; Ascomycota; Sordariomycetes; Sordariales; Chaetomiaceae. Gene Ontology annotation, cellular component: Golgi apparatus; COPII-coated ER to Golgi transport vesicle; endoplasmic reticulum. The transcript has 3 exons.
GCCGAACCCGCACUGUCUCAGCGGCAGCCCCGUUGGACAGCAGCCCCUUGGAGCCGCAGCCCAGGCUAGCGCCAAAAUCGCCAAGGUGUCCUUGAAAGUGCCCGAACGGAACCUGCCACUUUCGAAGUUCGAGAUCUGGCAUCCCUCACGACACGGCACUACGAACAACAGCCACGAUGCUCCUACAAGCGGCAGCCAAGCUGCUGUUCUCGGCCAGCUUGCUGCUGGGCUCGGCAGCGGCACACAACAUCCAGCUCCCGGCGCACGGGCGCGAAUGCUUCCACGAGAACCUGCAUCACGGCGACAAGAUGACGGUCACGUUCCAGGUCGGCGACCGGGAGUUUGGCAGCGCCGGCAACCUCGACAUCGACUUCUGGAUCACGAACCCGAUCGGGCAGUACGAAUUCAACGAACGGUCCGUGUCGAACGGCGACUUCUCGUUCGACGCCAAGCACGACGGCAAGUACAUCUACUGCUUCGGCAACGAGCACUGGGGCGCGUCGUCCAAGGAGGUCUCGUUCAACGUGCACGGCGUCGUCUACGUGUCCGAGGCGGACGUGCCGCAGGACCCGCUCGAGGCCGAGGUGCGCAAGCUGUCGGAGCUGCUGGAGCGCGUCAAGGACGAGCAGAGCUACAUCGUCGUGCGCGAGCGCACCCACCGCAACACGGCGGAGAGCACCAACAGCCGCGUAAAGUGGUGGAACCUGUUCGUCAUUGGCGUCGUCAUCGGCGAGAGCAUCUUCCAGGUCUGGUGGCUGCGGAGGUUCUUUGAGGUUAAACGGGUGGUCUAGAAACAACGACUGCGCCGUUUCUCUAUUUGCUUUGCUUGCAUUGGCCUGUGCGAGGUGAUGAUAUCCAUGUUUGGCGCAGGAUCUGGGAGGCUCGAAACGCGAAAAGGAACUGGGAGUUUGUCUUUGGCGCCUUGGAUGAAGUAUGUCCAUAUAUCCGAUGUAUCGUAGGUGCGUAGAUGGCGGAUGGGUCUGGAGGCUCGUUCCUCCACGACGGUUUGCUAAACGAUAACAUGAAUUGCUUGCCGUCGGACCUCUCUGAAUGAAAGACGCAACAGCACAGGCGUUGUCAACCACCCCGCAAAAGCCUCGCAUUGUACACGCAUCUCGCGAUCGAGAAACGUAAAUCUCAACAUAGACAUUUAGAAGAACCUGCAUUUACUCGUCCAUUUGACAUCACUACAUCUGAACAUAACCAGCCGCCCAUCCCACCUCGGCAGACACUGCGCAGCAAGUAUCCCCCACUCGCCCAAUAUAUACCCAA